Messenger RNA from Enterobius vermicularis (human pinworm), 216 nucleotides. The record is from the annotation of a GenBank genome assembly. NCBI's taxonomy places the organism in Eukaryota, Metazoa, Nematoda, Chromadorea, Rhabditida, Oxyuridae.
AUGGGCAGUGCCGAUGAUAUACGAUUGGUAUCAGGAAUUGACGAUCGAAUUCCACGGCUUUAUGAAGUGCAAAAGGGUCAAAAAACGCAAAGUUAUAUUAGUGCAAUCACUGGUACUCCAUUGAUUUCUGAAUCUGUACCACCACUGUGUCAGCCGGACAAGAAUACACUGGUUGUUGUUGUUGUUGUUGUUAGUCUUAAUUUAUGCUACCAUUAG